UCUUCGUGUUACCGAGGGGGGGGGGAUUGAAGUACUUUGCAUUUACACAAUUUGUGCCAUCAGGUUUUCCCAUAAUUGUAGAUUUGAUAGACAAAAGAGAAAGAUAGCCGGCAGUGCGUGAAGUUGGGCUACCGCCACGCAAUCUCGUAUCCAGGUUAGGCUGCACCCUGGCUACAGAAAGACUACUGAAAGAAUUAUAUGCAUGCAAUGUCCACUAGCUUCUUAUAAGGACGAGGAACAUUCCAGUCAAACGAAACAAAUACGUGAUCAGAAUUUAUAAUGACACCUGCUAACUCAUAUUACAGGAAAUGAAAUUCAAAGUGUACUAAAUUUUCAGGAAAAAAUUCCCGGAAUAAAAAAGAUGUUCUCUCUUCAAUAAAUAUCCUAGCAAAAAUAUUUAGGAAAUAUAGCAAGAAAGCAUGUUCUAAGCAACCUCAACGGAGCCAAAGUAUGCCUCAAUUGUCAAAAACAACAGGUCACUUUGACCACAUUGCAUGUAAUUGUAUGACAUGCACCUGUUCCAAAUGUCUUAGUGUAAAUAAUACGGCACAAUAUUUUAAACUUUCAACAUGAAAAUCAUCGCAGCGUGCUUUAGUAAAAUAUAUCAAGCCUGAGACAUAUGCUGCAAGAUCAGGCCGAGUAAUUUCACAGAUCUUAGAUUGACUUUAACCAGUUUUGUAAAUGGAUAUAUCAGAAGGAACGAUCAUUAAUUUCAAGUUCAUUUGUUCGUGUACAUCAGCUCGCAUUGAAUAGUUAUUGAUAAAGUACAGUAUUCAGACUGAGAAUGAAUGGUCAGAAAUUGUUGGAUAACGCCAUUUUUUAUGAAAGACGCAAAAACUGGAAAAAGGUUAUUUUCUUUUAUAAUGAUCUAUUCGAACUCUUCAAGAACGAAACCUUUGCUAAUCUACAAAAACUUGCUCCGGAAGAACUGAAGAUUUUGAAGUUCCAGUGUUACCACCAUUGCGGUGUUGCGCAUCAAAAACUCAACGAUCACAACACUGCAAUAUUGAUGUUUCGAGAAGCAAUCAGAAUAGUGGAAAAGAGGAAGAAUGGGUGUAGUUCAGAGUCGUGUGUCACAGGAAUCGGUAUACACUGGCCAGUACCAGCUCACGCAAGAAAAGCGUUUUCGCAAAUUGCUGUUGGUCACCUUCAAGAAGCUUUGCAGAGCUCCGAAAAGGCUGUCUUACUGGAUAACACGAAUUCAGAUAUGUACUGUAUACGAGCUAUAGUCAGGUUUAUGUUGGGGGACAACGACAAGGCCAUCGAAGACACAACGCUAGCAACAGAGUUUAACUCACAACACGUCUGUUCUCUAAUUCUACGUGGUUGGUUCGAGAGGUCGUUAAAGGAAUCUCCUUUAACCAGGGGAAUGGGCGGACUGCACGAAAAUAGAAAGUGGAACAAAUUCGAGGCAAUGGCAUAUGAACUCAAUCCUUCCGUGGUAUCUUGUUUUGGUGACCCAUGUAGUAAGGAAAACAUCAUCGAAGUGCUUGAAAAAUAUUUACCAACAGUUCGAUGUCCUCACACGGUCACAGUUUACGAUGUCUGCCAAGUUGCACAACCAAGUUUCGAAAUUCCUAAAACGAGGAGUGGAAAUGCCAAAAUAGAGAAAAUGUUUCCAGACUCAGACACGAGACGUGCAAAAACAUCAUUUGUGACAAACCAAUCACAAAUAGACACAUCUGAAACAAACUGUAAAGCCUCUCUUACAAACUUUGACACCAGGCAAACAGAAAUAUCAUUUGCUACGACUGAUUCAAAACAGAGCGGAUCGGAGGAAAUUUUUAAAGAUGGGGGAAAGGUUUCUGAAUGUUGCAAGGGUUGUUCGUCGGUUGAAGAAUUUUUGAAACAUUUAAUUUGGAGUGAAGACACCAAUUCUGCAUGGUGAGGUUCAAAAAGCAGAUGAUACAAAAAUUCCUGGAUAUAAUAAUUUCGGGAAGUGAUCCAAGAAGAGUUGAAUCAGUUGAUGAUAAGAAGCCGUUUGUCAACAUUACGCCGAGUCAGUCCUAUGUGAUGACGCCUUCAAUAAUUUUAGUAAAGUGCAGAUUUUUAAAAACCAAAACGUCGGUCCCCGAAUACCUCAACCGCCUUCCAAAUAUAUGGUGUGGCCAUGUAUACACUGUUCAAUCACCUCUUUUUGUCGCCCCGAUGAAUUGCAGGAUAUUUGGUCGAAAUUAUGCGUCACUUUUUUCCUUCCGGGGCCAGUUGUUUAAUGCUGGGUUAGCGCUAACCCUGGGUUAAAUUUUAAUCCACUGUUUUGGUAAUUUAAGUGCUUCUAAACCACUAUUUUGUUUUAAAACUUUCACAAAAUAUGGCUUUUGUCAAUUCAGAAAUAUAGUAUGGCCGGAUGUUUCUCAUACAUAAAGAUAACAACUUUAGAGGACAUUUCAAUCUAUUUCACUACUAUACAAUACACAUUUACGUUUACAAUUUUUAAUAUUCACUUAACAUAUAUAGUUCAUGCAUUCCCUACUCUAUUAUUAUCAUUAUUGAUUAUAUGUAU
Molecule: messenger RNA, 2503 nt
Organism: Dendronephthya gigantea
Lineage: Eukaryota; Metazoa; Cnidaria; Anthozoa; Malacalcyonacea; Nephtheidae
Exons: 9
Coding region: 785-1888 (367 amino acids)
Molecular function (GO): protein binding
Source: RefSeq, a predicted model, not a curated record